CACAGAAAUACUUAUGUGACUGUUUUUAAUUUAUUGUGAUAUUAACAGCUCAUUUUCUUUCAGACGGGCCUGUGGGGUAUUUCUUUUCUGACGUAGUCAACGUUCUGUGUGGGAAUUGUUUUUCUUCGAUUGGCAAAAAGGACGAACAUGAUUUCAAUAAUUCGUCGAACCCAAUGAAACAUGAUAUUCCCGAGGAAGAAAGAAAAGAGAAAAACAAGCCCGACAACCUUACGCCGAAUGAUGAUAGAGGAUGAGGUAUUAUCGCAGUGAAUGGUGGAACAAUGGCGACCCAUAAUCAAAGAGACAUUAACCUCAUCGCCAUUUCAAGAGCUCCAGCUAUUACCAUGCGACGCUCCAAUUACUUUACGUGCUUGCUCUUGUCUUGGAUGUUCCUUCCGUCUUGCUUGAGCAGAGACACCAUAGCAGGAGGCACAAUCACAUACCCAGGAGGAACCACUCUCGUGUCCGCGGGCAAGCGGUUCGAGCUUGGCUUCUUCUCUCCAAAUGGGACCUCUGACUCCAGGAGAUAUGUCGGAAUAUGGUAUUACGGGUCGGACCCUCCGAUCGUCGUCUGGGUCGCCAACCGGGACAACCCGAUUGUCCGUGGCAACGCAUCAUUCGACCUUGUGGAUGGCAACCUGAAGGUGUCAAACGAAGGACAAGCGAUCUGGUCGACCGACGCAUCAAGUUCUUCAACCCGAUUAGCAAAGCUUCUUGAUUCAGGGAAUCUGGUUCUGAUCGAAGGCCAGAAUAAAGUGUGGCAGAGCUUCCAUGACCCGACCGACACGUUCCUUCCAGGGAUGCUGAUGACUGAAAACUUCAUGUUGACUUCUUGGGCAAGCCAGGAUGACCCAAGACGGGGGAGCUUCACGUUCCAAAUGGAUCAACAAGGCGGCAACAACAACUACGACGUGAUCCAAAACCAAAACCUGUCUUCUUACUGGAAAAGUGGGGUCUACGGUAAGUUCAUACAAGCCGAUCAGAUGUUGGACGUCAUCUCUUUCUUGCUCUCCAAUUUUACAACCGGUCCCACUUUGCCGCCAGCCGGGACUAGUCCGGCUUCGGCCUACGAAAACAUAACCUGGCCUUCAUUCAACAAGUACAACAACAGCCGAUUGGUUAUGAACUACAACGGCCGGAUUCAGUAUUUCAGGCGAGGAAAUGGGUCAAAGCCAGUCUGGUUCGAGCCGGCAAGCCGGUGCAGUGUCUUCAGCGUAUGCGGCCAGUUUGGGGGCUGCAAUGACAAGAAUGGCAAUAAGACUAUGUGCAGGUGCUUGCCAGGGUUCGAGCCGGUGCAGCCAGAUAAUUGGAACUCGGGGGACUUCUCUGGGGGGUGCCUCAGGAAGUCGUCAAUAUGUGUGAAGAACAGUGACGAUGGUGCUCAUGAUUUCUUGAGUUUGAAGAUGAUGAAAGCCAGGACGCCGGACAUGCAGAUUCCAGUAGGCAGCCAGGAGCAAUGCAGGCAAAAGUGCCUUGGUGCCUGUAAAUGCCAGGCUUACUCAUUCGGGGAGGAUCUGCACCCAAGGGCAGAGACGGGCACCUUGACAUGCUAUACUUGGUUGGACGAUCUCAACAAUAUUCAGGAGUUUGCCACAAACGGUCGCGACCUCUAUGUCCGAGUUCCGAUAUCAGACAUAGAAUCUCCUAGGAGUUGUAAAACUUGCGGCACAAAUUUAGUCCCCUACCCUUUAAGCACUGGAUGGAGCUGUGGCGAUCCGUUAUACUCUGCAUUUAGCUGCGACAAUAAAACUGCCCAGCUUUAUUUUGAACCGGGCAAAGGUCCCUACAGAGUCACUAGCAUCACUCCAGAAACUAGAACAUUUACUAUCCAAGUCGAGGAUGCAUUCAACUGCACAGGUAGUGGUUUGAUGGAAAUUAAGCAGCAACUUAACGAGUCCUCGCCAUUUAGUGUGAGUGAUGGGUGCAUCGGAGGAAAGAAUGACUUCAGCACAGGAGACUCUUUUGGUGUCGAAGUGAAAAUUGAGUGGAGCACUCCGAAAGAGCCACUCUGCAAUUCGUCCAAAGACUGCAAUUGGCCACACGCAACUUGCAAUAAUGCAUUAGAUGGAACGACAAGGUGCCUAUGCAACUCCGGAUUCAGUUGGAAUUCUUUCAGCGUCAAUUGUUCUCUAGUAAAUAACGUUGAAGGAGGAGGAUCAUUGCAGAAAGGACAGAAAGCGAAACUUGUAUAUAUAGUUGCUCCUGCCGUUGCUGCAAUUUUCAUCCUUGUUUUCGGUGGCUUAUUUUACAUGAGAAGGCAGCAUGGUAGUACGCAAGGGAGCAGGGAAAGCACUCAGGAAAAUCUUGCCUUUCGUCUAUACGACAGUGAGAAGCAGAUCAAAAUGUGGAUGGAUUCAUGCCAAUUCGAGGAAGAAGAUAAGAAAGGCAUAGAUGUGCCAUUUUUUGACUUAGAAAUUAUUUUACAAGCGACGAAUAACUUCUCGGACGAGAACAAACUUGGAAGAGGUGGGUUCGGGCCUGUUUACAAGGCUACUUUUCCAGGAGGACAGGAAAUUGCAGUAAAGAGGCUAUCGAGUGGAUCAGGACAGGGCUUAGAGGAAUUUAAGAACGAAGUCGUCUUGAUUGCCAAACUACAGCAUCGAAAUCUCGUCAGAUUAGUAGGAUAUUGCGUCAAAGGGGAUGAAAAAAUGUUACUAUAUGAAUACAUGCCCAACAAAAGCUUAGAUUCUUUCAUAUUUGAUCGAACAAGGUGUUCGUUGCUGACCUGGGAGAUACGUUUUGAGAUUAUAUUGGGAAUUGCACGAGGAAUGCUCUAUCUUCACCAAGAUUCUAGGCUGCGAAUUAUUCAUAGAGAUCUCAAGACGAGCAACGUUUUGCUCGAUGAGGAGAUGAUUCCUAAAAUUUCUGACUUUGGUCUGGCACGUAUAUUUGAGGCAAAACAAAUUGAAGCAAGCACGCAAAGGGUGAUUGGAACAUAUGGAUACAUGUCUCCGGAGUAUGCUUUGGAUGGAUUUUUCUCAUUCAAGUCCGAUGUUUUUAGCUUUGGUGUCGUUGUAUUGGAGAUUGUUAGUGGAAAACGUAACACAGGCUUCUAUCAGUCCGAAGGAACAAUGAGCCUUCUUACUCAUGCAUGGAAAUUAUGGAAUGACAAUAAAGCAUUGGACUUGAUGGAUCAAGUGCUGCACGAAACUUACAACAGAGAUCAAGUUUUGAAGUGCAUAAACGUGGCGCUUCUAUGCGUGCAAGAAGACCCGAGUGAUCGUCCCACGAUGUCAAAUGCGGUUUUCAUGCUCGGUAGUGAAAGUGCGACUCUUCCGGUUCCCAAAAAACCGGCUUUUGCAGUUAGGAUAGGCGUUUCUACAACAGCUUCUUCUUCCAGCAAACCAGAGUCGAGCACGGUGUUAUCGACUACUCUGCAACAAGGACGGUAAUGUCGGAUCUUCCUCCAAUCUAUUCCACAUCUUAGUAGUCAAAAGCUUUAGCCAUCAGGCAUUUGUUUAACUAGGAAUGCCUCGAUUUUUACCCCAUGAUAUUCCUUUCUCCUCCGGCAAAAUAAAAUUUACUCUGUUGAUAGCUGAUGCUUCUCCUUGGCCUAAGACUGUACCAUACUAACAUAGCGAAUCGACUCCUUGAUCGCGUUAGGAGAUUCUUCUUGUCAGUUGUAGCACUGCUCCUUCUUAAGAAUAAGUUUCUUGUGCUCCAAUUGAGUUGUAAAAUCAAUUCCCUUUUGGGGCUGUAGUCUCCUAUCAAACCCGCAAUCCACACCAUUAUAGCAUGAUCCAAAA
Molecule: messenger RNA, 3746 nt
Organism: Eucalyptus grandis
Lineage: Eukaryota; Viridiplantae; Streptophyta; Magnoliopsida; Myrtales; Myrtaceae
Product: G-type lectin S-receptor-like serine/threonine-protein kinase At4g03230
Exons: 8
Coding region: 282-3392 (1036 amino acids)
Biological process (GO): protein phosphorylation; recognition of pollen
Molecular function (GO): ATP binding; protein kinase activity
Source: RefSeq, a predicted model, not a curated record